AGAAGAAGAAGGAAAAACAACUCUUUACCAGUCAUCCAGAAUUCCAUUCAUCCCCGAUUGUUCGUGCAGAGAGGUAACUCCCAGAAAACAUAAAACAAUUAGGGAGAAAGAUCACCUGAAGAAGACAAGGAAACUACAGUGUGUGUCUGUGUGAGAGAGGAAUAUAGGGUUAGAAGGGAAGUAAAAGGAAGAAGGGGAAGAAGAAAAUGGGGGCAGACUAUUACAAAAUCCUUCAGGUGGACAAAAAUGCGAAAGAAGAUGACCUCAAGAAAGCCUACCGCAAGCUCGCCAUGAAAUGGCACCCCGACAAAAACCCUACCAAUAAGAAAGAAGCCGAAGCCAAAUUCAAACAAAUCUCCGAAGCCUACGACGUUUUAAGCGAUCCGCAGAAGAGGCAAGUGUAUGAUCAGUACGGGGAAGAAGGAUUAAAGGGGCAGGUCCCACCGUCGGGUGCCGGUGGUUAUACUUCCACGUCAGACGGUGGUGGUCACACAUCUUUCCGGUUCAAUCCGCGCAGCGCCGACGACAUUUUCUCCGAGUUCUUUGGGUUCGCGAGUCCCUAUGGCGAUAUGGGAGGCGGGGCACGUUCAAGCGGAGCUAGUUUUUCGAGGGGUGGAUUGUUUGGGGAUGAUAUCUUCGCUUCCUUCCGGCACGCCGCCGCCGCCGCGGGGGAAGGCGCCUCCAGCAGUGUUCCCCGUAAGGCACCCGCCAUUGAGCGGACAUUGCCUUGUAGUUUGGAGGAUUUGUAUAAGGGCACCUCAAAGAAGAUGAAAAUAUCCAGAGAUGUUAGUGAUGCCACUGGGAGACCAUCCACGACACAAGAGUUUCUUACAAUUGAGAUAAAGCCAGGUUGGAAGAAGGGAACAAAAAUUACUUUUCCGGAGAAAGGAAAUGAACAGCGGGGUUAUAUACCCUCUGACCUCAUUUUCAUUAUCGAUGAAAAACCUCAUAGUGUGUUUAAGAGGGACGGCAAUGACCUUAUCGUGACUCAAAAGAUUUCACUGGUUGAAGCCUUGACUGGAUAUACUGCUGAAGUAACAACUCUUGAUGGUCGAACUCUGAAUAUACCAGUUAAUUCCAUCAUUAGCCCCACUUAUGAAGAAGUUGUUAAAGGAGAAGGCAUGCCUAUCCCAAAAGAACCAAGCAAAAAGGGAAACUUACGGAUUAAGUUCAACAUCAAGUUUCCUACAAGGCUUACUUCCGAGCAGAAAAGUGGGAUUAAGCGGUUAUUAACAUCUCCAUGAACAAAGGGAAUUGAGGCCCUAUCAGUAUCUUGUAAAGGCAAAUUCCUUUCAAAAAGACAAAUGUCAAAACCAUUGGGCUUUCGAUUUGGUAGUGAAAUCUUUGUUGUUGCAGACUAGGGUGUUCAUCAUGACAGGUAUUUGGGAGUUGCCUCUGCCUUUUUAUGUCUAAUUAACUUGAUCGUAGGAUCUGUAUACUGCGGUUGCUACUCUUUUUUCCAUUGGAUUUCCCCAAAGGGGUUACUUCGGUUGAGAUUCUUUUCUGCAACAAAUUGUAACUUUUCUUGGAGCGAACCUCAUUUUUGGUCCUGGAAGUUUUACUUUGAAAUCACUCUCAUAGAACAGUGGGAUAAACUCGAUCCUCAAAAUUUAUCCUUUACUUUUGACCAAAAGUAAGGGCAUACAUGAAGAAAAUUGUAGAAAAUUAGUGCACCGGAUGUUGUGAAUAUUUGCGGAAGAGGAACACUGAGGAAGAUUGCAAGUCGGGUCUCAGUUAAACUGCGAUCCACCGCCCAAAACAAAAGAGACUGAACCCAAAUCAGCAGGAAAAAAAUUUCUGCUUGUAAUUCAUUUCUUAGGUAAUUGAAAAUUUUAAGGUGUAAGCUUCUGAAAAUCUACGCGCCCUCUCUUUAUCUUUACUUCUCUAAGAUAGAUUAUUCGUUAACAUUUGGCACAUUCAUAUUCACGUUCAAUCUCAGGUUUGUUGUCGAUUAGACAGAAAAUCAGAGUCUUUUUCUCAACACCGAUACACUUUGGAAAGAGGAUGGAUUGAUACAGUUUUCUGGAACCUGUGGAAGACAAAAAUGGCACCACACUGCUUACUUUAUCAGGCACCGGACCAAAAAAAAUUGGUACUACUACUCGUAAUUAAUAUUUAUGGUGGUUCCAUCUUUCGUUAUAAGAACAUACAGCCUUCAGUGUACCUACAAGGAGGUGGAAGAUGAUGGGAGUCCAGUUGGUCCUUUAGGUGCCAAGAGUACAUGUAAUUCUUCAAAUACAGCUAGCUAGUAUGAUUACUCAAUUGUUCCCCUCAUUUGACAUCUACCUAUCGGAAUGUGAAGUAUGCUUCAGAGCUUUAUCAAAUACUCAAAAACUACUUUGUUUGGUUGAAAAUGGGAAAGGUUCGGUUGCAAAAGCAUACUUCCCUAAACAAGUCAUGCUUCUUGACACAUAGUACAAGCAAGAUCCACUCAGUGAUCUUUUCCCUGUAUCAAGUAGUGUAUCCCUGAGACAGGAUUUUUUUUUGGGGGUGGGAAGGGUUAGUUUCUUGUUUGUAGUAUCUGGAAUGUUUUGGGGUGAUAUCUCACAG
This is a messenger RNA of Oldenlandia corymbosa var. corymbosa, 2550 nucleotides long. NCBI's taxonomy places the organism in Eukaryota, Viridiplantae, Streptophyta, Magnoliopsida, Gentianales, Rubiaceae. The record is from the annotation of a GenBank genome assembly.